UUGAUCGGCAGCGGAACAAAGUUCACCGAGAGUCAACUCCGACUUUUCUGGCCAAUCUUAGCUUCAGAGGCGGGGGGAUAUAAAUGUGCAAGGUAACAGAAAUGUGCUAACGGAGCAGGACCAGGUUCACCGGAGACAAAGACCAGAGACAAAGAGACAUUCGGGAAAGAUGGUCUACAUCAAACCUCCGUCCCUGGUGCCGGUGUCCAUUGACGCGCUGCAGGCUCUGCUCGGCGCCCUCUGCCUGUGCGUCGCCGCGCUCGCGCUGCUGCUGGUCCGCCAGCUCUUCAAGCAGAGGAGACCCCCGGGAUUCCCUCCCGGUCCGUCUCCUAUCCCCGUCAUAGGCAGCAUUCUGUCACUGGCCACUGAGCCGCACGUCUUCCUCAAGAAGCAGAGUGAGGUUCACGGACAGAUCUUCAGUCUGGACCUGGGAGGCAUCCUGACCGUGGUGCUGAACGGCUACGACUGCAUGAAAGAGUGUCUGUACCAUCAGAGCGAGGUGUUUGCCGAUCGCCCGUCGCUGCCUCUGUUUCAGAAGAUGACCAAAAUGGGUGGCCUUCUCAACUGCAAAUAUGGCAAAGGCUGGAUCGACCAUCGCAAACUGGCGUGCAACUCCUUCCGUUACUUCGGCAGCGGCCAGCGGCUCUUUGAGAGGAAGAUCUCGGAGGAGUGCAUGUUCUUCGUCGACGCCAUCGACGAGCACAAGGGCCGGCCCUUCAACCCCAAGCACCUGGUGACCAACGCCGUGUCCAACAUCACCAACCUGGUCAUCUUCGGCCAGCGCUUCACGUACGACGACCACAACUUCCAGCACAUGAUCGAGCUGUUCAGCGAGAACGUGGAGCUGGCCGUGAGCGGCUGGGCCUUGCUCUACAACGCCUUCCCCUGGAUCGAGUACGUGCCCUUUGGCAAGCACCAGAAGCUGUUCCGCAACGCCGCCGAGGUCUACGACUUCCUGCUGCAGGUCAUCAAGCGCUUCUCGCAGGGCCGGGUGCCCCGCGUGCCGCGGCACUACAUCGACGCCUAUCUGGACGAGCUGGAGCAGAACGCCGCCGACCCCAGUUCCUCGUUCUCCCAGGAGAACCUCAUCUACUCGGUGGGCGAGCUGAUUAUUGCCGGCACGGAGACCACGACGAACACGCUGCGCUGGGCGAUGCUGUACAUGGCCCUGUACCCCAACAUACAAGAGAGGGUGCACAGAGAGAUCGACGCGGUGCUCUCCAACGGACGGGCGCCCACGCUGGAGGACAAGCAGAGGAUGCCCUACGCGGAGGCCGUGCUGCACGAGACCCUGCGCUUCUGCAACAUCGUCCCGCUCGGCAUCUUCCGCGCCACCUCGCAGGACGCGAGCGUCAACGGGUACAAGAUCCCCAAGGGCACCACGGUGAUAACCAACCUGUACUCGGUGCACUUCGACGAGAAGUACUGGAGCGACCCGGGCGUCUUCUUGCCGGAGAGGUUUCUGGACAGUAGCGGCAACUUUGUGCGGCGCGAGGCCUUCCUGCCGUUCUCCCUCGGGCGACGCCACUGCUUAGGCGAACAGCUGGCCAGGAUGGAGAUGUUCCUCUUUUUCACCACGCUGCUGCAGAGGUUUCACCUUCAGUUCCCCCCAGGCACGAUUCCCACAGUCGCUCCCAAACUGGGCAUGACCUUACAGCCCAAACCUUACUCCAUCUGCGCCGUCCGCAGGCAGCAGAGAGUUCCACACGCCGGGGACACUCCCUUUGACAGGUAGGCCCGGCGGGCUUUUCGCUGCAGACAGAAUUUUACCAUGAGUCUGGACCUGUGAGCAGCAUGUCUCUGUGUAAGAGUGAUUUAUUUAGUGGAAUUCUCUUGCUGAGAAAAGCAUGCGCGUUUGCACGGCUGAGCGGCGGGGGGGGGGACGUGGCGGCAGGAAGCAGAUCUCCACAUGUGAGCGAGUUCCCGUGACUCAGGGAAACUGGAAAAGUCCAUGAACCCCGGCGCAGCUGCGAUGGCUUCGGCACAUGUUGUCAAUGAUUGACAGUUAAGUACACGUAUAUGACGGUUCAAAGCCCUGCCUUCUCGGGACAGCGCCGGGUCAGACGGAUGACUCCACCGAGAGAUUUUUCCAAGAACGCACUGAGCGGGACGUGGACGCGUCAUCUGGACUGACUUUGACCCGCCCUCCCCUCUCCAGAGAGAGCUCUUGAUGGACAAGCUUUCUCUCAGAAGGCGACUCAGUUGGAUUCCUAGAAACUCAUGACGCGACCGCUGGGGUUUUCUCGAAAGGGUGCUUAUCAGUACGGACAGAGUACCGCCCCCUUUUUGUGCAACUCCGAUAUUGGUGCUAUUUUUGUGGAUUCACGGAGUCUCAACUCCAGCUUGAGCUGCUCAAACGUCCCAAAUCUGACAUGAACAAUUACCUCAGCUCUGGUUCUGUGACAUGAGCGGCGUCUGAACGGCGAGAGCGCAGACGGAAGACUCACCCGUCUCUUUCCCGAGUGUCAGGGAACCUCAAAGCUCUGCUUCAACACACCUGAUUCGAAGGAAUGAAUGAAUGAAUGAGGUGUGUUGGAGCGAAGGGGUUGACUAAUCUAAAACAUGCACAGCAGCUGUUUCCCAGGACCAGGGUUAUGAAACCUUGGCUUCCGCCCAAUCCUGAGGGGGUAGAGCUAAGUUUUAGGGGGAAGGGCCUCACUCUAAGAAUGAUUUUAGCAGCGCACUGCAUUUCUCCCACUAAACCCAGGUAACGGCGGACCUUUCACCUCCUCGUCUGAGUCUAACGACACGACGAUUCUGUACCUCGCAUGUCCCCAAUCAAUACUCUGAGUAAACUAUAUGUUCAUGAAGGUGUACAUAGGGUGAAUGUCCUCCAUCCCUCGCUGCUCUGUCCUCAGAAGGGACACGCGUUCAUAUAGAAUCAGAUUUAUAACGGACACACAUGAGCAGACGUGUAAAAUGUUAAAAACCGUAAAGAAAUGCACUUAAAUAUGCGACACAUUUAAAAGGCGUAGCACACCCAACCUACAUGUAUUUAAGGUGUUUAGGCCUCAUUCGCCGACAGCUGUGACAGUUCUGGUCACAAGCUACACUCGAGGUCCCACUUAACGCACAUUUUUUUACCCCCCAAAGAUGUUUGUACAAAAUCAUCAAGCGAUUGUGUUCUCUUCCGUUCGACAGUUGUAUCGUGCGAGAUUUAAAGAAAAAGUGUUUGUUUCUGUAAUAAAAACUUGAAAAACAA
This is a messenger RNA of Solea senegalensis (Senegalese sole), 3202 nucleotides long. It is a transcript of the gene cyp2r1, whose product is annotated as vitamin D 25-hydroxylase. Lineage: Eukaryota; Metazoa; Chordata; Actinopteri; Pleuronectiformes; Soleidae. Gene Ontology annotation, biological process: xenobiotic metabolic process. Gene Ontology annotation, molecular function: heme binding; oxidoreductase activity, acting on paired donors, with incorporation or reduction of molecular oxygen, reduced flavin or flavoprotein as one donor, and incorporation of one atom of oxygen; iron ion binding. The transcript is spliced from 5 exons. Gene Ontology annotation, cellular component: intracellular membrane-bounded organelle; cytoplasm. The record is from RefSeq and is a predicted model, not a curated record. Bases 170 to 1735 code for a protein of 521 amino acids.